CUAAACGCUGCCAUGAGUGGUCCCUGCAAGUCUGAGCAGAGACCCCAGUCAGUGCAUUCAGAUAUCCCCUAGAGCGCCCUCUCUGGGGAACUGAUGGGUGCCAUCACCUGUUGCUUGAUUGUGGAUUGUGACAGAUGCCACAGCUUCCUUCAUCAAAAAUGGCCUAGGUAACGUUAAUAACGUUGGAGUUAAAAAUUCAGGUGUUCUAACAACAACAGAAGCCACUAAGAGAUUUAAAAUAGGAAGACAUUGCCCAUUUUGUUUUGUUUUCAAAAACUGCUUUCCUAUGGGGAUCGCUUAGACAAGAACAAGGUUGAUGACAAGGAAGUCAGAAAAGAAGCUGCUUGCUGCCGAGGGGACAAAAGGAGCCAUCUUCCUGGAAAGGGAUGGUGAAGAAGAAAAGCAGUAGACUGAUUCAGAAACGGCAAGACAUCGUGACUGACUGACCGAACGCCUAAAGGAAAGUCAAAAAUCAGCCUUGGCUUUCUGCCUCAGACAACUGAGGUGUCUGCUAUUCUAGCUCUCGGGUCAGCCUCGUCUCUAAACACUGGGCACACUGGGCUUCCUGGGUCCACCUACCCAAGCCAGCAUGCUGCUUGAUGACAUCAGCACAUGCAUGCAGCUAUCUUCACAAAGGUAGAUGAUGUGAGGGCGGUCACCUCCAAUCCCACCCUUCAUUGCUACACUCUUGGCUUUGCCUGCCUGUGAAGAGGCAGUUGGGUUGUGUCUCUUAAGCCAUGACCAUGUGUCCAUGGUGAUCUGUAUUCCUUUGUUUGGAGAGCUGAAGUAUUGGGAUUGGAAAACAUGGAACAGCUGUGUAAGGAUUACUGUUUCUCUCUGAGAUACUCAAACAAGUCAUUGUAUUCACCAUCAAGUUACACAACAAUAAUACAGAGACAGAACCUUGUCUGCUUCCUCAGAAACCCACACUAUGGCAGCCUUAUUUACGCUGAUGGUCAUGGCGAAGUGUGGACAGAUUGGAACAGCAUGUCCAAGUUUUUUCAGUACGGGUGGAGAUGCAGCACUAAUGAGAACUCAUACUCAAAUCGUACUCUGAUAGGCAACUGGAACCAGGAAAGAUACGACCUAAAGAAUAUUGUAAAACCCAAACCCUUGCCCUCCCAGUUUGGACACUACCUUGAAUCAACGUAUGAUGCAAGUUACAACAGCAAAAAGCCACAGUCAGCCCAUAGAUUUAAGCGAGAGCCUCAUUGGUUCCCUGGACACCAGCCGGAGCUGGAUCCUCCUCACAACAAAUGCACUGAGAAGUCAACUUUUAUGAAUAGCUAUUCAAAGCCUCUGCCCACUCAUUACUCUUGGUGUGUAUGUGAUCCAAACAUGGAGCAAUCUGAGGAUCCGAGAAUCUAAGAGAGAAAAGCAGCAUCAUUUUUGCCUAAAGUAAACUGUAGAAAGGAGCACGUUUUAAGCAGAUUCAAGCUUCGCUCUUAACACAGACUGUCUAAAUAAAGCACGAGACACCAAAGAACAAACAAAAUCUCCAUUUGUUUACUCUAACUGUCCUAGUGCGUUUUUAUCAACACAAACCUAGACAGACAUGUCUGGGGAGAGGGAAUUUUAAUUGAGACAUUACCUCCAUACCAUUAACCUGUAGCCAAGCCUGUAGUGAGUACAUUUUCUUGAUUAAUGAUGAAUCUAGGAGGGCCUACCCCACGGGUCAGUGCCACCUGGAUUCUAGAAGAAAGCAGGCUGACCAGGC
Messenger RNA from Alexandromys fortis (reed vole), 1717 nucleotides. It is a transcript of the gene Cfap68, whose product is annotated as cilia and flagella associated protein 68. NCBI's taxonomy places the organism in Eukaryota, Metazoa, Chordata, Mammalia, Rodentia, Cricetidae. The coding region runs from base 805 to 1368 and encodes 187 amino acids. The transcript is spliced from 4 exons. Gene Ontology annotation, cellular component: nucleus. The record is from RefSeq and is a predicted model, not a curated record.